AUGGACUUGCUGGAUAAUCUUAUAAAGAAAAAAAAAGAAGAAAUAAAAGAAAUUAAAGGAAAUAAGAGAUGGCUUAAGCAGGCCGAUUUAGAAAAUCACAAAAAACAGGAAGCUAAUAAAAUUUACGAGAGUGAAUAUAAAAAAAAAAAAACAGAGGAAUACGAAAGAUUAAAAAAAUUAAAUGAUGAGUUAGAUUCAAAGCAUAAAAAAGCUAGUGUUGAUAUAGAAAAUGAAGAAGAAAAUACAGGAAUUGCAUUAAGUAAUAAGCAGAUAAUUACUCUCCUUAGACAAUUAAAGGAGCCAAUCAGAUUAUUUGGUGAAACAGAUUUACAAAGAUAUAAUAGAUUAAAAGAGUUAAAAAUAAAUAAGAACGAACUAAAAGGAAAUGAGCAAAACAUUUUUGGAGAUGUUUUAAGAGGAAGAUUGAAAGAAGAUGCUAUAGAAUUAAUUAAAGAUAACUUAGAAGAUAAAAUAGAAGACAAAACAAAUUCUAAAAGCGUGGAAAAAAUAAAUAGUUCAACAAAUGGAGAAGCAAAUAAUGAAAAAGGAAAUAUUGAUAAAGAAAAGGCUAUAUUUAAUUGGAUAAAAAAUACUAUGAAAGAAUGGAAUGAAGAAAUCGAAAACAACAAUGAUGAUAAUAAAAAAAUAAAACAAGCUACUUAUUUACAAACCCACAAAGAUUUAAAACCCCUUGAAAAAAAAUUAAAACACAAAGCUUUGGAUCAUGAUAUAUUGGACAAAAUAUAUAAUAUAGUUUCCCAUUGUGAGCAAAAGAACUUUAAAGCGGCACAUGAUGCUUAUAUGUUGCUAGCCAUUGGAAAUGCAGCAUGGCCUAUGGGGGUUACUAUGGUUGGAAUACAUGAAAGAGCAGGUCGAUCUAAAAUUUUUGCCUCAGAAGUAGCACAUAUUCUAAACGAUGAAACAACAAGGAAAUACAUUCAAAUGAUUAAGAGAUUGUUAUCCUUUUGUCAAAGAAAAUAUUGUACAAACCCUUCCGAGGCUGUUAAUUUAUCAACAGUUCAUAUCUGA
Plasmodium vinckei vinckei is the source of this 1029-nucleotide messenger RNA. Its product is annotated as pre-mRNA-splicing factor 18, putative. Bases 1 to 1029 code for a protein of 342 amino acids. The record is from RefSeq and is a predicted model, not a curated record. Gene Ontology annotation, cellular component: U5 snRNP; U4/U6 x U5 tri-snRNP complex; U2-type post-spliceosomal complex. Gene Ontology annotation, biological process: RNA splicing; generation of catalytic spliceosome for second transesterification step. NCBI's taxonomy places the organism in Eukaryota, Apicomplexa, Aconoidasida, Haemosporida, Plasmodiidae. The transcript has 10 exons.